This is a messenger RNA of Macrosiphum euphorbiae (potato aphid), 2409 nucleotides long. The record is from the annotation of a GenBank genome assembly. NCBI's taxonomy places the organism in Eukaryota, Metazoa, Arthropoda, Insecta, Hemiptera, Aphididae.
AUGAUUUCCAAAGAAAUAUUUUAUAAACUUAAUAACCUUAGAUGUUAUAGGAAAUAUUCUCCAAACCGUAGAUCCCUUAGUAAUGAUAUUUGGAAUGAAGAGUUGACAAUAGAUCUAAAACUAAAAAUUGAGAAAUACUGGAAAGAUAAACUAUGUAAAGGUAGUUUUGAUAAAAAUAACCUUGAUAAAAAAUUCUACGUCUUGUCAAUGUUUCCUUAUCCGUCUGGUCACUUACACAUGGGUCAUGUUCGAGUGUAUGUAAUUGCAGAUUCGAUUGCUAGGUUUCAUCGCAUGCACGGACAAAAUGUAUUUCAGCCUAUGGGAUGGGAUGCAUUUGGGCUUCCUGCUGAGAACGCAGCUAUACUACAUGGCUUACCAGCUGAUAAAUGGACUAGUUCAAAUAUUGAUCACAUGAAAAAACAGCUUCAAGAACUUGGAUGCAGUUUUGAUUGGUCUAAUGAAUUAACAACCUGUGAUCCAACUUAUUAUAAAUGGACUCAAUGGUUCUUUCUAAAAAUGUUUCAAUCUGGACUUGUUUAUUCUAAGGAAGCUGAAGUUAAUUGGGAUCCAGUAGACGAAACAGUGUUAGCUAAUGAACAAGUAGAUGAAAAUGGACGUUCUUGGCGGUCUGGUGCUAUUGUUGAGAAAAAAGUUCUGAAACAAUGGUUUAUAAAAACAACACAAUUCUCUAAAGCUCUGUUUGAAGGACUAAAUGAUCCAUCUUUAAUAGAUUGGAGGGAUAUUAUCAACCUUCAAAAACACUGGAUUGGAGAAUGUGAUGGAUAUAAAUUUGAUUUUCAACUAUAUACUGAUAAUGUAUGUAGAACAAUACUCAAUGUUUGGACACAAUAUCCAGAACAUGUACCAUUAGCUGCAUUUGUUUGUGUUAAGCCCGAUUCUUUUAUACAUAAAUAUUAUGUUCUGAAUCAUAAAAAUGUAUACAUCAAGAAUCCGAUUACUGGCAGCAAAUUACCGAUUUUAGUUACUGAUCGUGUUGUAUAUCCAGACGGGCAAGAAUCACGCUUAGCUGUGCCACAUGCAAAUUCUAUUGAUAAAGAAUUAGCUGAAGAGCAUAAUAUUUUUCAUUCUGUAAACCAAAGCUCGUAUUUAUCUAGAGAAAUAAUUUGUGAAAAAGCAAAAGAGUUAAAUUGUGGUGGUUAUCAAGUAAGUUCUAAAUUACAGGAUUGGUUAAUAUCUAGACAACGAUAUUGGGGUACUCCUGUACCAAUUAUUCAUUGUACCAAUUGCGGAGCUCAAGCUGUACCAGAAGAACAAUUACCAGUAAAAUUGCCAAUGCUUGAUGUACAAAGUGGUAAAAAAUUUAAAUCGUUAGAGUUAGUCGAAAAAUGGAUUAAGACUACUUGUCCAAAAUGUGGUGAAGAGGCAAAAAGAGAAACAAAUACAAUGGAUACUUUUGUGGAUUCCAGUUGGUAUUAUUUGAGAUAUUUAGAUCCUAAAAAUAGUUCUCAGCCAUUUGAUAAGACUUUGGCCAACAAAAUGAUGCCUGUUGAUAUAUAUGUUGGUGGAAAAGAACAUGCUGUUUUGCAUCUAUAUUAUGCGAGGUUCUUUAACCACUUUCUACAUUCCAUUGGUUUGUCUCCUUGUUUAGAACCAUUUAAAAAACUAUUGGUUCAAGGCAUGGUGAUGGGUCAAAGUUUUAAAAAUAAAAUUAAUGGCACAUAUUUAAAAGAAGAUGAAGUAAUCAAAAAAGGUAAAACAUAUUUCUCUAAAAAUGGUGACAUCCCGGUUAUUGCAACAUGGGAAAAAAUGAGUAAAUCUAAGCACAAUGGUGUCGAACCAAAGCAUACUAUAAGUGAAUAUGGAGUAGAUACUAUGCGAUUAUUGGUAUUGUCUAGUGUUGCACCUACAUCUAAUAGAAAUUGGAAUUCUGACACAUUUCCUGGAAUUUUAAAUUGGCAACAUAGAUUAUGGUUAACUAUAAGAGAAUUUCGAACUAUUAGAAAAAAUGAUGAUGUCCAAAGACAUACAAUUGAUUCAUCUAUAUUCCAAAAAGAAGAAAUUAAAUUACACGAUGCACGUAAUUAUCAUGUCAAAAAAACUUCAAGUAACUUCAGAAAAUCAUAUCAAUUGAGUGUAGCCAUUUCAAAACUACAAGGGUUGACAAAUAUUUUAAGAAAGUCUCCUAAAGAAUUGAUUAAGUAUAGUGCAGAAUAUGAAAGAUUACUGGCUGUUCAAAUAAUAAUGUUAACACCGAUGGCUCCACACUUUACAUCUGCCUUAUGGAGCGGAUUUGUAUCUGCACCAGGUCGCAUAAAUCAUAAAUGGGAACAAAUUAAUUGGGAAAAUGAUGUGAUUCAUCAAAAAUGGCCACAAGUGGAUAGCGAUUAUAUUUUAAAUUUAUAUUGUGUGUCCCAGGUGAUCAACAUCCAGGAGAAUUUAGGUCUUUAG